This is a messenger RNA of Aegilops tauschii subsp. strangulata, 600 nucleotides long. RefSeq lists its product as uncharacterized. The record is from RefSeq and is a predicted model, not a curated record. Lineage: Eukaryota; Viridiplantae; Streptophyta; Magnoliopsida; Poales; Poaceae.
AUGACUUGCUCAACCUCUGAUCUCACAGCAAUUCUGCGUGGUAGUACUACCAGACUACUUGUCUCGAGUGGUUUCUCUGCUCGCUCGAUGCGUCGCGGGACAGGCACCGCGUGGUGGUUGCUCGUCGCAGCCGCCGCGCUCCUGGUCCUGGUUCUGCCGCUGCUCGCCUCCUGCGCGGCCUCCGCACGUCCUCCUCCAGUGCCGCCGCGAGGUGGCGGCGACGCCGGGCUGGGUGGAGGGAGGGAGCUAGCGGCCAUGGGAGCUGCGAGGCGGUUGGGGCAGAGGACGCCGGUGAACAAGCCUCCCUCACCCAACCCCCACCGCGCGUCGGCGACGGCCGUGCCGCCGCCACCGCCUGACUAGCUAGGACCAAGGUCAGGGGCGGGAGUAGUAAAUGCUUUGCUGAUACGUGUAUGCAAUGGUGCCUGCGAUCGCCUAGCUAGGCAACUAGCUAUGUUCUUCCUGGUCGGUAUCAGAGAAGAAACAACUAGCAGCUGUGCACAAUACUUGUUUUGCUUCCGAUAAAUCAUGGAACAGGAAACAUGUGGGGAUAUACACCAACUGAUAACCUUGAUAAAUUCGAUGGUCUAUCUUUGCUAA